GUGGGUAGUGGGCGGGGCCUCGGUGACUGGGCGCAGGCGGGCGCCGGGGUUCACCAGAAGGUCUUCGGCAUGUUGGCGCCCGCGGUGUACGUGGUAGUGGCGGCACUGCUCGUUGGCCUGAUUCUCUUCUUGAGCCGCAGCCGGCGCCGGCCGCCGGAAGCUGGUCAAGAGCUACCACGCAAUGAAGAGGUGCAAGGAGUAGCAACCCGGGUGGGCCAGUCACGGCCCCUGGAGGCAGAGGAGCAGAGAGCUGGAGUCAGACCCCGCCGCCGGAGGGACCUGGGUAGCCGCCUACAGGCUCAGCGUCGAAUGCAGAGGGUGACUUGGGCAGAAGUGGAUGAGAAUGAGGAAGAAACUGACAUCCCAGCUCAGGAGGAAGAAGGCAUUGAGAAGCCAGUAGAAACUCACCCAACAGGAAAAAUUGGAGCCAAGAAACUACGGAAACUAGAAGAGAAACAGGCGCGAAAAGCCCAGCGUGAGGCAGAGGAGGCUGAACGAGAGGAGCGGAGGCGCCUAGAGUCCCAGCGGGAGGCAGACUGGAAGAAGGAGGAGGAGCGGCUCCGCCUGGAGGAGGAACAGAAGGAGGAGGAGGAAAGAAAGGCCCGGGAAGAGCAGGCCCGGCGGGAGCAUGAGGAGUACCUGAAACUGAAGGAGGCCUUCGUGGUAGAGGAAGAGGGUGUGGGUGAGACCAUGACUGAGGAGCAGUCCCACAACUUCCUGACAGAGUUCAUCAACUACAUUAAGCAGUCCAAGGUUGUGCUUUUGGAAGAUUUGGCUUCCCAAGUGGGCCUGCGGACUCAGGACACCAUAAAUCGCAUCCAGGACCUGCUGGCUGAGGGGACUCUAACAGGUGUGAUUGACGACCGGGGCAAGUUCAUCUACAUAACCCCAGAGGAACUGGGUGCUGUGGCCAACUUCAUCCGACAGCGGGGCCGAGUGUCAAUCACUGAGCUUGCCCAGGCCAGCAACUCCCUCAUCGCCUGGGACCGGGAACCCCUAGCCCAGGCCCCAGCCUGACCCCAGCCUUUCCCUCUUGGACUCAUUGCUGGUGUGGUAUGCCUGGGCAUAU
This is a messenger RNA of Octodon degus (degu), 1069 nucleotides long. RefSeq names its product DDRGK domain containing 1 (gene Ddrgk1). The coding region runs from base 70 to 1017 and encodes 315 amino acids. The transcript is spliced from 9 exons. Lineage: Eukaryota; Metazoa; Chordata; Mammalia; Rodentia; Octodontidae. The record is from RefSeq and is a predicted model, not a curated record.